AGUUUUGUAAUAACCACCAGCCGAGAGCACCAUGUUGCCCCGCAGCCUCAUCAAAACCCUCAAACACUCCCAAAUAUUACAAAGAACUUUUGCUAGUGAUGCGAAGGGUGAAGUGACCAGUUUCUACGACUUUCAUGGGGAAAACGGCGGCAAAAUCGUCAAUUUCGGGGGCUUUUUGCUGCCUGUUCAGUACGCCGACUUGAGCAUCGUCAAUUCGCAUUUACAUACCAGGAAAAAUGCUUCUUUAUUCGACGUUUCGCAUAUGCUGCAAACGGAAAUCAAAGGCAAGGAUUGUAUCCAGUAUUUGGAAACGGUUUGCACAGCAGACAUACAAGGUUUGUCGAACAAUUCGGCUUCGUUAACAGUGUUUACGAAUCAAAACGGAGGCAUUUUGGACGAUUUAAUCGUAACCAAAGUCGCAGACGAUCACCUCUACGUAGUUUCAAACGCUGCAAUGAAAAACCAGGACAAAAACCACAUGUUGCAAGCUCUGGAGACGCACAAGAAGAAGAACCCUUCCUCCAACAUUUCUAUACAGUUCUUCGAACCGCUGGAAAGAGGGCUGUUGGCCCUGCAAGGUCCAAAAGCUGCUGAAGCUUUGCAAAAGCUCGUGGAAGUUGACCUUAGUCAACUGUACUUCAUGAACACCACAACUGGUUCCGUUGCUAACGUUCCCAAUUGCAGAAUCACACGUUGCGGUUACACAGGAGAAGAUGGCUUUGAAAUUUCGAUGCCGGCGAAGGACGGCGUCAAAAUUGCUAAAGAACUUCUGAACAACGAAAGUGUGAAGCUGGCAGGACUGGGAGCAAGAGAUUCGUUAAGGUUAGAGGCCGGACUAUGUCUUUACGGCAACGACAUCACUCCAGAAACGACCCCAAUUGAUGCAGCCUUAACUUGGUUGGUCGCCAAAAGGAGGAGGACGACUGCUGACUUCCCCGGUGCCGAAACUAUUUUGAAGCAAAUCAAAGAGGGCUCCUUAAGGAAGAGGAUUGGAGUUGUUUCCGAAUCGGGACCACCAGCACGACACGGUGCGGCCAUUGUCGACGAAACUGGAAAGGAAGUGGGGAAAAUUACUUCCGGAUGUCCGGCCCCGAGUUUGGGAAAAAAUGUUGCCAUGGGUUACGUGCCAACUGAUCUCAGCAAAGUGGGUACCAAGUUGAGCUUGAAGAUUAGAGAAAAAUUGUAUCCCGCCGUUGUUAGCAAAAUGCCUUUUGUUAAAGCUAAUUAUUAUAACAAACCUAAAUAAACUAAAUAGAAUGUUGAA
This is a messenger RNA of Aethina tumida (small hive beetle), 1264 nucleotides long. RefSeq names its product aminomethyltransferase, mitochondrial. Gene Ontology annotation, cellular component: mitochondrion. The transcript is spliced from 4 exons. Gene Ontology annotation, molecular function: protein binding; aminomethyltransferase activity. The record is from RefSeq and is a predicted model, not a curated record. Lineage: Eukaryota; Metazoa; Arthropoda; Insecta; Coleoptera; Nitidulidae. Gene Ontology annotation, biological process: glycine catabolic process. Bases 32 to 1246 code for a protein of 404 amino acids.